AUGAACACAUUGUCAGUGACGCAUGUUAAUUCCGUGAGUUUUCAACAUGGAGAAAAUUUGCUGGAGCUCACGACGGUUUCACCACAUGGAGAAAUGCCUGAAUGGGGCUACAUGGCAACAGCAACAGUAUUGUUUUUCAUAGGAUUUUUUGGAUUCUUUUUGAAUUUCUUUGUGAUAGUGCUGAUGUGCAGAGAUAUCCAAAUUUGGACACCAAUGAACAUAAUUCUUUUGAAUUUAGUAUGUAGCGAUCUUUCUGUAAGCAUUAUAGGAAAUCCAAUAACUUUGACCGCUGCUUUACAUCAUGGUUGGGUUUUUGGUGAAACUGUUUGUGUUUGCUAUGGAUUUUUCAUGUCUUUAUUAGGAAUUACGUCAAUAACAACGCUGACUGUUUUAUCAUACGAACGAUAUUGUUUGGUCUCAUGUCCGUUCUCAUCGUCACAUCUGACAAAAGCAAGUGCUAAAACAAUGGUUGCCUUUAUAUGGCUUUAUUCUUUGACUUUGACUACGCCACCAUUGUUUGGUUGGGGAAAGUACGUCAACGAAGCAGCCAACAUAAGCUGUUCUGUAAAUUGGGAAACUAAAAGUUUCAACGCAACAUCUUAUAUAGUUUUUCUUUUCGUGUUUGGCCUUGUUGUACCUCUUAUUGUCAUUGUGAUUAGCUAUAUCCGAAUACUUAUAACACUGAGAAAAAAUGCAUUACGUGCCGGACGUGUUAAUAAAGUUGAGAGUAAAGUUACAAACAUGAUAUUCGUGAUGAUUUUAGCUUUCUUCAUAGCGUGGACGCCUUACAGUAUUUUUGCACUGAGCGAACAAUUUGGAGAUCCUGAUUUAAUAACUCCAGCGUUUGCUGUACUCCCAGCAUUGAUAGCUAAAUCGAGCAUUUGUUAUAAUCCUCUCAUCUACGUUGGAAUGAACUCUCAGUUUCGUGCUGCUUGGCGAAGAGUCUGUGGAAAAGAAACGAAUACUCAGGCUAAUAUUAAUGACACAAUAAUAAAUCAAAUUUCUUCAGACGCGAGUGCUAAAGUGUACAUUGAUUGUUCAUUUACAAAACCUACUAAGAAAAGAAAAAAUGAUUCCAAAGAGAAAACAAGUCUGAUGAAUCUGAGUGCUAUGAAUUUAAAAACAACGAAUGAGAAUUUGAGAAAGAAAAGUACCAUCAACACUAAUAUCGUGAUUACUAAGAACAUCGAGGUUUUCAAAAGUCCAACACAAACUUGUAACGAAUUAAAAUAUUCUGAAAGGAAUUCGUUUAUUUUCCAAAAAGAUAACAGAAUAAAGGAAAAUCGUUAUGAAUUGAGAAUGUUUUCCAGUGAAGCUAAUAUUUAUGGCAAAGCCAUUAAUCAAGUCAUAAGAGCAAAUUCGUAUAAAUCAAAUGUUUGCUAA
This is a messenger RNA of Clunio marinus, 1383 nucleotides long. The record is from the annotation of a GenBank genome assembly. Lineage: Eukaryota; Metazoa; Arthropoda; Insecta; Diptera; Chironomidae.